AUGUCAAAGCAAAUUAUUGUCCGAGCGAUUCUGCAGCAUUGCCUGUGCCAAACCCCUUGGUUGGUGGACGAACCGCAACCAGGUGGUCUGACUGCAUUACACCUGGCCUCGUUACACGGGCAUUUGGAAGUGACAGAUUUACUACUACAAGCUGGCGCUGACCCUAACCUGACAAUUCAAAGACCGGCUGGUCUAACCGGCCCCCCGUUACGUGUUGUUACGGACCAGAGUGGUGGUGCUUCUGCAGUUGUUGGAACUUGUGGCAGCGGCGGUGGUGGUGGCGGUGGGACUUCCGGUACCGUCACCGGUACCAAUUCGGUCUUAAACCAGUCGAAUUUUACUGCUCUCCACUUGGCCGUUCAGGGGGCACAUCCGGAUGUGGUCUGUUUGUUGUUGUGCUAUGGAGCUCGGGCGACAUUGAGGAACGGUGAAGGCAGAAGCCCUAUGCAGCUGGUCCUUACCACCCUGGCACAAACUCAUGACAUGCAGCAGCAAUCUGGACAAUCAUCCCGGCGUUUUGAUGUUGCUCUAGUACCGUUCUUGGCCUCUGUGGCUCGUCUCCUUGUACGCAUGGCUGAUUCUCUGACGGUGACUUCAAGUUCACCUGGGCCGGUUUCCGGUCAGCCGCGAAUUCGACCGAAUAGGGAAGAAUUCGAAGAGCAGCUCAUCUCGAUCGAAGAUCCUCCUGAGGAAGAAGAUACCAUACCAGAACCGUUGAACGAACCUGUAUGUUUAACUGUUCCAAGCCCACUUUGUCGACGACUCAAAUCCACCAUUCAGGCAACACUUGAGACAGGUGUUCCCCGUCUGGUUCUGAUCGCUGCUUGUCUGGCCUCUGCCAUUGGAGCCGAGUCUUGGUCUGCUAGCUGUGCAACCGAAGAAGACGAGGCCGAAACACGUAAUGCGGAGUCCCUAACUGAGUCGUUUGUCGCCGAUAUUUUCGGUGAGUACUUGGAUCCGGUACUGCAGUUAGCAUUGCAACAGUGUCAUAUGGAGGCGAUGAACUCGAUGUCUCAGGUUCGUGAAUCACGCAGCCCAAGGCAUCACGCAGCAACAUCCGGAGCUCAGCCGGGAACGGAACUCUUGGUUGAUAUGGAUGAGAUUGAGGAGGAGAAUUUAGUUGAUGCACUGCUUCAAGCGGAUGCACAAUCUCAACCAGCCAUAAGUCUUUUGCCCGGGACCGUUUCUCUUACCGAUAACAAUGUUCGUGCAGGUGGCGGCAACAACGCUGAUGCCGGUGUGGUCGUUGCCACUGGCGCUGACAACGGACCGGUUGUGGAAGUGACAGAACCGUCAAACGAUUUUAUCUUUGCCGCCACACCUGAGGAACAAACCACGAACACAUUGCAUCAACCGUUGACUAUUGCAAACCAGUUGGUACCCCAACUGAAUAACUUACGUAUUCAGGAUCCACCUUCACACCCGGAACCGCACUUGUUACCACCUACACUGGAGGAAUUCGAUUUGGAAUGGCGAGAGUGUUUGGUCUGUUCUGAGGCGAAUCGGGCAACCAUUAUUGUACCAUGUGGUCAUAUCAUUACAUGCAAACAAUGCACUUCCCUGAUCAAAAAGUGUCUGCUCUGUCGGAUGCGGAUUUCCGGAUUUCACGAAGUGAGUGCAUUCCGGUCUGCAUAA
Molecule: messenger RNA, 1635 nt
Organism: Echinostoma caproni
Lineage: Eukaryota; Metazoa; Platyhelminthes; Trematoda; Plagiorchiida; Echinostomatidae
Source: the annotation of a GenBank genome assembly